Didymodactylos carnosus is the source of this 2454-nucleotide messenger RNA. The record is from the annotation of a GenBank genome assembly. NCBI's taxonomy places the organism in Eukaryota, Metazoa, Rotifera, Eurotatoria, Philodinida, Philodinidae.
AUGGUUACGUGGCACCUGCGUGGACUCGAAUUGUUCAAUGAGACAUACAAAUGUUCAACUGCAUCCAUGAAUUUAGUCAAUAAAGAUAUCGGAAAAACAAACAGUACGCAAGUAUUGACAGCGAACACUAGUCCAGCCUUCCAGAAAACUUCUCUACCGUCUACAACGACAACAAAUUUACCUGCCACGACACCAACAACUACUGCGUUAGGUACAAUUCCCAUAACUAUGGAAACAGUUGCAUCUGUUACAGACCCUUUAUUAAAAGCACCAGUUCAAAGUAUUAGUUUGAUAGCAGCAACGCCAAUGAUUAAAAAAGUGGAAAGUGAUUCUAAUUUGAAUAUCAUGUCGAAUAAUACUAGUAUACAAAUGGAAACUGAUAAUCAAUGUGAAAAAAGCUCUAUAAUUCGUUCCUCAUCAUUAUCUUCAAAUGAACCUUUAUAUACAAAAUUCUCAUCAACAUCAUCUGUACUUCGUCGUAUUACAUUGCCACUAGAGAUUACAACGGUUGAUCAAGCACCAGAAUCUAAUAGCUCUGAUAAUAGAAUAUCAAAGUCAACUAUAAAUAACCGUUGUGUUAUCAGUGAAUCAAAACCAGAGAAUGAUGACCAAUCAAUAGUGACAACAACUCCAAACGAUAUUUCGAAAACGAAACCGUGUACGACAACUCUGAAAAGAAAUAGUUUUCAACGAAGAAAUGUUGUGAUAGCCGAUACUCAGCCAACAACAACAGUAACACAAUCAAAUCAACGAGAAUUUGUUGCAACAGCAAAAUCAAAUCGUGUAGUGGUUACAGCCGACCCAUCAAUUAAAUCACGUAUAACAUCAAAUAAAUUUCUAGCUAGUCAACAGAAUAAUGAUGAACAAUUAAGAACAAACGUUGAUAGUGCGAAUAAUAGUGGAAAACAAUCUACCACGCCUCCAUUAAAUGUCAGUGAUGAAGACAGUGAUAUUGAUAUUGAUGAUUUAUUUAUACAAGAAAAUAAGAAACAAGGUGUCAACGUAAAACCUAUUCUUACUGACGCAUCGUUAGUUGAUAUAUCAUUUCCGUGUUCUGUACAAUCCAAUCGUUUUUCAUUUAUGACCAUGAAACAGCAACAGCCGUCAGAUACAACAAAUGAACAAAACAAAUCUAAACCAAUACGUCUGAAUCGUGAACGCUUAACGGCACCGUCGACUAAUCAGUCGACACCGUCAUCAUUAUCUUCUGCUAUAACUACACCUCAAUUAUCUGGUAUUACGACAAAUUUGAGUUCACCCUUGUCAAAUCAAGCACAUUUGGAAAAGAAAGAAUCAGCGGGUAUUUUAGGUUCAAAUCAACUACAAGAAACGAUUUUAAGUUCGCAAAAGCAAUCUAUUCAGAAUGAUCGCCAGAAGCAGACAUCAAAUGUUCAUCAACGAUCUAUUAUAUGUUCAUCAACGAGAAAUCCAAGUGCUGACAGCAUGUUGAUGAAAAAAAUUGACUCGACUAAUGAAACAAAUAAUAAUAAGACACAAAAAACUGAUUUUUCUACUGUGUGUUUUUCUCCUGUAUCUUCUUCUACGUCUGUAUCAGCUGCUUUGAAAGAUUCAAAUCAUCGCAAACGUCCAACUAUUCAAUCACCAACAGCUGCAAAACGCUUUGCUAAUGAAGUUACUCGUUUACCUCCUACCAUUGGUGAUCUUUGUCUCACUGAUCUUUCAUCAAGCUCAGAUACCGAUUCUAAUCGUCGAUAUCAUUUUCAUCAACAACAAAACAAUCGUCCUAAAUCACCAUCACAUCGUGCGACGAAACCAACAAUGAUGGAUACUUCGUCAGUAAAUCGCCCAAUGUCUUCAUUUGAUUGGAACAAGGAAACUUCUGACUUUAUUAAAAACUUACGAAAACCUUCACCAUCAGCUGUUACUACAAAUCGACCAAUAAUGAACCAUACAACUGUAAUCCGACCUUUAAUGCAGCGACCUCAUCUUCAGCAUUCGUUAGAAAAUGGAAAUAUAAGAGGACAACCAUGUGUUGCAGUUAAACGAUAUAAUAAUGACAAUUCGUUCAAACAACGUUCAUUAAUUAAUAAAAUAAAUGAUGUCAAACCUACUUUGCUUACUUCAUCUACUAUUAAUCAAUGUAUAAAACCAUUUGAUCCACCAACUGAAGUAUUAUCUACUAUGAAAAACGAAGAAGAAAAACAGACUACUCCGUUAUCUUUGUCAACAAAACAAAUUGAUUCUUCACCAACAAUUAACAACAACAACAAUGUUGAUUUGUCUUCUGUUCAGCCUACUGUUACCUCACAAGAACAGUCAGUACCCGUUCAGAUUAAUACUAACGACGUAAAAACAAUUACAAUGCCACAGCCAGUAGUGCAAUCCACAACAGUUGACGAUUUUGAUGGUUUAUUAUUAAAUGAUGUUGACUUUUUAGAUGAAGCAUUUCAGGCAGCUGACGAAUUACUUCUCUUGUACAAACCAAAUAUUUAA